Messenger RNA from Chironomus riparius, 1008 nucleotides. The record is from the annotation of a GenBank genome assembly. NCBI's taxonomy places the organism in Eukaryota, Metazoa, Arthropoda, Insecta, Diptera, Chironomidae.
AUGAAGAAUUUUAUGGCGGAAAUGAAGCAGCAAGACAAGAUUCUCAAUGAAAUUAAACCAAAAAAGUCUAUUAAAAAUGAACCGCCAAUUAGAACUCCAAAAGUCGUUUCUGACUCAUCAAAAUCUUAUAAACAUUCUGAUAGAAUCAAUUCAACCGAUUAUUCUAAAUGGGAUAAAUUUGAUGCUGAUGCAGCUGUUCUGAAAAUUGAUCUUGAUGAUGAACGUCAACGAGAACUUGUCGAAGCGAACAAUAAGAAAAACUUAGAAAAAUCAAAAUUAAUUGAAGUAAUUGAGGAUGAUGUCGAUGAACUUACAGAUUUUGAGAAAGAUCGAUUGAGUUUGAAGUUUAAGGAACGCGGGAAUGAGGCAUAUAAAGCUAAAGAUUAUGACGAAGCUAUUAAGGAAUAUACACAGAGCAUUAAUGUCAAGAAAACUGCUGCAGCUUUGAAUAAUCGUGCAUUGGUUUACCUAAUACUUAAAAAUUACAUCCGAGUAAUCUCUGACACAAAUGAAUGCCUACAAAUUGAGCCAAACAACAUUAAAGCUCUUCUGAGAAAAGCUCAAGCAUUUCUCGGUAAGGAAAUGACUAUCCAGGCUUACGAAACAUUUGACAAAGUCCUUCAAAUUGAUAGCACGAAUCAAACAGCACAACAGGAAAUCAUUAAGCUACAGAGCAAAAUGCCUCAACGUAAAUCAAUACGAAUGAAAAUUGAGGAGGUUGAUGAGACAACAGAAGACGUCAGCAAAGCAAAAGAAAACAAGUCUAAAGCAAAAGAUGAAAAGAAGAAAGUCAAAAAAGGAAAAUCAGAGAAGCUUGACAUGCCAGAAAUGUCACAUGUUCCAGAACUAGUUAAGAAUAUCAUCCCGGAAGAAAAGACAAUUUUCGAUCAAUUCAAGUCUGAAGACACGAAGCCACGUGAGAAACUUGUUAUGCCAACUGAACCACAACAUCAAAAAAGAAAGGAGAAGAAAGGAGGUAUUUUAAUUGAAGAAAUAAAUGUACAAUAA